Molecule: messenger RNA, 1332 nt
Organism: Purpureocillium lilacinum
Lineage: Eukaryota; Fungi; Ascomycota; Sordariomycetes; Hypocreales; Ophiocordycipitaceae
Molecular function (GO): oxidoreductase activity
Source: RefSeq, a predicted model, not a curated record
AUGGCUUGUCGCAUUGGGCUGCGAUGGUGUCGCAGUGAGGAGGUUGAGAGGCUGUGGUUUCCCCGCCAUCAAGCCGAGGUUCGGCACACCUGCAACGCCUGUAGCUCGCACUUAUACCCGCUACGAGGACGCACGUCUACUACCAACACGGCAAGCAGCAUCAACCAGACACAGACGACUUUACAAAAUACAUUCACGGCAAAUCAUGUCACAGACACGCCCCUCGCGCAGCCUCGUCGGCAAGGUAGCCAUCGUGACGGGCGCGGGCACGGGCACGCAGGGCGAGGGCAUCGGCAACGGGCGGGCCAUCGCGAUCCUGCUGGCCGAGGACGGCGCGGCGGUGGUGUGCGUGGACCGCGACGGGGCGCUGGCGGAGCGCACGGCGGAGAUGAUACGCUCCGAGGGGGGCCACGGGCGGGCGCUCGCCUUCGCGGCGGACGUGACGCGCGACGCGGAGUGCCAGGCGGCGGUGGAGGCGGCGGUGCGGACGUUUGGGCGCGUCGACAUCCUCGUCAACAACGUGGGCGUGCUGGGCGCGCGGGGCACGGCGACGGAGACGGACGCGGGGGCGUGGGCGCGCGGGCUCGAGGUCAACGUGACGAGCAUGGCGCUCAUGGCCAAGCACGCGAUCCCGGCGAUGCUGCGCAACGACCCGGGCGGCGGCGACGAUGGCGCGGGCGGGGGGAUCCGGGGCAGCAUCGUCAACGUCGGGUCCGUGGCCGGGCUGCGCGGCGGGACGCCCAGCCUGCUGUACCCGACGAGCAAGGGCGCCGUCGUCAACAUGACGCGGGCCAUGGCGGCGCACCACGGCGCGCAGGGCGUGCGCGUCAACUGCGUGUGCCCGGGCAUGCUGUACACGCCCAUGAUGCACAGUCCGGGCGAGGGCGCCGCGCCCAUGUCGGCCGAGACGCGCGAGGCGAGGCGCCGCCGCAGCCUGCUGGGCACCGAGGGCAGCGCGUGGGACGCCGCGGCCGCGGUGCGCUUCCUGGCCGGCGGGGAGGCGCGCUGGAUCACGGGCACGGUGCUGACGGUGGAUGCGGGCGCGACGUGCUCGACGGCCAUUGCCAUGGACUGAGGGCCACUGUCAUGUCAUGGACUGAAGGGCCUGGGGCUGUGCCCAGCGGCGAUGGUGGCAUCACGCCAGGGCUUGCAGAAGGCAACCUAAGUUGGUUACACUUUGCACAGGGACGUCUCGCAGGCAGACUUGCUCGGGCAGCCGGCGGCCUGGCCAGCCAUGGUCGAUCCCGUGACGGCCAGACAAUGCGGCCUGUUCGUCCGUCGUGCCCAUGGAUGCGCUGGAUGAGCAGAUUUCGUCCGCCUCUCGUCACAUAG